AUGGCAAGAACGAAGCAGACCGCUCGUAAAUCCACUGGUGGGAAAGCGCCCCGCAAGCAGCUGGCUACCAAAGCCGCGCGCAAAAGCGCCCCGGCAACUGGCGGCGUGAAGAAACCUCAUCGCUACCGCCCCGGCACUGUAGCCUUGCGAGAGAUUCGGCGCUAUCAGAAGUCUACUGAGCUCCUGAUCCGCAAACUGCCUUUCCAGCGUUUGGUGCGUGAAAUCGCUCAGGAUUUCAAGACCGACCUGCGCUUCCAGAGCUCUGCAGUCAUGGCUUUGCAGGAAGCCAGCGAAGCUUACUUGGUUGGGCUCUUUGAAGACACCAAUCUCUGCGCCAUCCAUGCCAAGCGAGUCACCAUCAUGCCCAAGGACAUCCAGCUGGCCCGGCGUAUCCGGGGAGAGAGAGCUUAA
Molecule: messenger RNA, 411 nt
Organism: Gekko japonicus
Lineage: Eukaryota; Metazoa; Chordata; Lepidosauria; Squamata; Gekkonidae
Product: histone H3
Exons: 1
Coding region: 1-411 (136 amino acids)
Cellular component (GO): nucleosome
Molecular function (GO): protein heterodimerization activity; DNA binding; structural constituent of chromatin
Source: RefSeq, a predicted model, not a curated record